CUAUGCGGACGAAACCGUCCCCGCUAAAGGGUGAGGAGAAAAAUUCCGGGGGUGUCUGGCUUACCGUCACAGCCGACUGACACCUUAAGCAGGGCGUAGCAGAGGAGCCUCUGUUAAGUUCAUGGGGGGCGCGGGGUCCUCAGCGAACGCUAAGGGUUUCGGGGCGAAGCGCGUGACCACAGCUAAAAAGCUGAAGUCGGACCGUCGGCUGGCUGGAUUUUGGAGCGCUAUGGUGGCAAGACAUCUCCCAUCAUGAGUGGAAGCGGGUAGCGGCUGCUAUCUCCGCUGUGUUUAUGAAGGUGGUCAGGGGAAGCCCUGGACCACCCCCAAGAUGUGAAAGUGCCGGGUGGAACCUCGGCUUACACAAACUUAUAAGGUGUGCCGACGAACGGUCGGCAUUCAUUUAUAAGGAGGCGAUAGCCAGGGUGGGGAAAGUUUGAAAGGGAGCAAGGCUCGAGGCGGUGGCCAAAUCGGAUCUUCCGAUGCGACCUCGUACUCGUGUCUGGCUUCCGGUCGAACCCUCUACCCCGACCGAAAUUGAAGAGAUAUUGCGGUACUGCAAUCCAUCUCUUCCCACCCAAGACUGGAAGGUGGUUUAGCUGGAGAGGACCGAGAAACCAUAUCGGCGAGCGCUGAUACUCCUAAACAAGGAGUCCCUCGCUCCUCUCAGCAUUGCAAAGGGGGCCAUAAGCUAUGUCUUCGAGAGGGGCGUCCUUAGGAUUCUCCCAACUGAAGCCAGUGCUGAUGGCCCACUGCCUCCAGCUGAAGUGGAUGAGAGUGGCAGAGCGAUCCACUCGAAAAUGGACAUCGACCCCAUCCUCUCGGAUGUGGUGAGCACGAGGGGCGGAUCGUCAGGCGAUGAUGGAUCCGUCUUCAGUCUCGAGCGCCUGUUCGAGGAGGCUGGGGUCGAUAGUACGGAUGAUGGUGCGGAACUUGCACUGCUGGAGAGGAGUUUAGAGGAUGAGAAUCCUCCAAAUUAACCUCCAGCACUCAAAGGCGGCCUCCGCCGAUCU
Molecule: messenger RNA, 1013 nt
Organism: Bactrocera oleae (olive fruit fly)
Lineage: Eukaryota; Metazoa; Arthropoda; Insecta; Diptera; Tephritidae
Source: RefSeq, a predicted model, not a curated record